Messenger RNA from Ilex paraguariensis (yerba mate), 945 nucleotides. NCBI's taxonomy places the organism in Eukaryota, Viridiplantae, Streptophyta, Magnoliopsida, Aquifoliales, Aquifoliaceae. The record is from the annotation of a GenBank genome assembly.
AUGAAUAGGAUCGGUCCAGUUCCUAAUUGCGUUACUUUAGACACUGUUAUAAAUGGCUAUGGAGAAGUAGGCAAUGGGUUGAAAGCCUUUUCCUUGUUUGAUGAAAUGAUUAAGAUGGGUCACCACCCUAGUCAUUAUACAUAUGGGAAUUUACUGAAAGGACUCUGCCAAGGAGGACAUUUCAAAGCGGCUGUAAAAUUCUUGAGGAAUUUGCAAGUGGCAAUAAUCCUUUUGGAUGAGAUGAUCUCCAAUAACGUGCUCCCUGAUAGGUACACAUAUGCGAAUCUUCUUGCUGGAUUAUGUAGAAAGGGCAAGAUGGUUGCUGCAAUGCUACUGUUUGAAAAAGCAAUGGAAAGAUCUUUCUCUCCAAACCAUGUUAUGUAUACGUGCUUGAUCGAUGGGCUUUUCAAAGCAGGCCAGCCAAAGACUGCUGCUUAUUUUUUUGAAGAGAUGCUAAAGAAAGGUAUCAACCCUGAUACAGUUGUACUAAAUGUAAUUAUAGAUGGCUAUUCCAGAAUAGGGUGCAUAGAAAAGGUGAACAAUUACUUUUCUACGAUGAAAGGUGGAAGUUUAUGCCCUUGUUUGGCUACAUAUAAUAUUCUCCUACGUGGCUAUUCAAAACAACAGGAUAUACCAAGAUGCUUUGCAACAUACAAUACCUUUAUUAGGAAAGGUUUUGUUCCGAAUGAAUUGACAUGCCAUUCUCUAAUUCAUGGGCUUUGCGAGUCAAGUGUGCUGGACAUUGCCGUGAAAAUUUUGAGAAACAUGGUUAUGGAAGGUACAGCGGUUGAUAAGCAUACUUUUGACAUGCUAAUCACCAAAUGCAGCAGCAAUGGUGAGAUGGGAAAGGCCUUUGAUCUCUUAAAUACUAUGAAUUCUCUUGGAAUUUUGCCCGAUGGAGACACUUACGGUUCCAUACUUAAAAGGCAUCAACAGGACAUAUGA